Suncus etruscus (white-toothed pygmy shrew) is the source of this 1366-nucleotide messenger RNA. RefSeq names its product shisa family member 4 (gene SHISA4). The record is from RefSeq and is a predicted model, not a curated record. Bases 376 to 969 code for a protein of 197 amino acids. The transcript has 5 exons. NCBI's taxonomy places the organism in Eukaryota, Metazoa, Chordata, Mammalia, Eulipotyphla, Soricidae.
ACCGCCCCCCUUGCGCUGGCCGCCCUGGCCGGACCUGCCCCUAAUCUAGGCUUGGCCCUCCCUGGAUGGAGCCUGGGCAUCCGCGCUGGCCCCGAUCAGGUCUGGGGAUGGAUGGGGGAAGCUCGGGACACGGAUGCGGCCGGAGCGCGAGGCUCGGCCGCUUGCUGCGCCCCAGUGCGCGUUGGCGUGGGGGGCCCCGCGUCUCGGGCUGAGCCGGGUGGGCGGCUCCAGGGGCGGCGCCCGAGGCUGGAGGCGGGGUGUUGGCUGGAGGAACGGCGGCGGGAGACGGCUCGCUGAGCCGGGCAGCAGUUCCCGCCGGCCCGCCGCGUCCUGCGUGUCCGCCCUGCGCCAGGCCGGCCGCGCUCGGGGCCCGCCAUGCCGUCCGCAGGGCCCCGCAGGGCGGCGCCGUUCGCCACCAUCGUCCUCCUGGUGCUGGGCGCCCCACUGGCGAUGGCCGUCCAGAACUGUCUGUGGUACCUGGACCGGAAUGGGUCCUGGCACCCCGGCUUCGACUGCGAGUUCUUAAGCUUCUGUUGCGGCACCUGCUACCAGCGCUUCUGUUGCCGGGACCUGACCCUGCUCAUCACCGAGCGGCAGCAGAAGCACUGCCUGGCCUUCAGCCCCAAGACAAUAGCAGGCAUCACCUCUGCCGUCAUCCUCUUCGUGGCGGUGGUGGCCACGACCAUCUGUUGCUUCCUCUGCUCCUGUUGCUACCUGUACCGCCGGCGCCAGCAGCUGCAGAGCCCAUUCGAAGGCCAGGAGAUUCCGAUGACUGGCAUUCCAGUGCAGCCAAUUUACCCCUACCCCCAGGACCCCAAAGCUGGCCCUGCACCCCCACAGCCUGGCUUCAUGUACCCUCCUAGCGGUCCUGCUCCACAGUAUCCACUCUACCCGGCAGGGCCACCUAUCUACAACCCUGCAGCACCUCCCCCCUACAUGCCACCACAGCCCUCCUACCCUGGAGCCUGAGGACGAAUUGAGUCUGCAGCCCCCUGUGACAUCCAUGCUAAACCUGCCUCAGGUCCUGACUUCCCAGCCCUGGAGCACGCCCACAGCCAGACCAUGCUGCGGAUUGAGCAGCAGGGAACCAGAGCAGACCGGUGCUGGACCUUGGCCUGAGCUGUGGCUAGGGAGGGUGGCAGAUUUUGAACUGUGUCUGAUGAUCCUGAGGGAGGGCCAUGAAAUCCUGGGCCUCAGCCUCUGCUUCCCAAGCCCCUUUCUCCUACCAUCCCAGUCAGGAAGACAGCGUGCCCCUGUUGACCCUGAGACUGGAGGGGGUAGAGGGGAUUGAAUAGCAGCCAGCAUAGGCCCCCCUGCAAUUGUCCCUGGCUCUGGCCCGAGAUUAAAGUUGUAAGGAUUUCAUUCA